AUGAACGUGCUGUCCAACCCGGGCCUCCGGGCCCAGGAGCAGGCCCUGCCCCUCUGCGGCCCCGCGUCGGUCCAGGACUUGCCCCACUGCCCUCCGGGGUUCAACCUGAACCCCCGCCUCAACGCCGGCCCCCUGCUGAGCCUGCAGAGCGCUCAGAGACCGGCCAAGCCUCAGAGGGAGCUGAGCCCCGAGGAGCAGCAGGAGCUCCGCAGGAAGAUCAACAGCCGCGAGAGGAAGCGGAUGCAGGACCUGAACGUGGCCAUGGACGCCCUGAGGGAGGUCAUGGUGCCGUACGCCUCCUCGCCGUCGUCCGGCUCGUCUCAGGCUCACCAGCCCGGAGCGCCGCCGGGCCGCCGCCUCUCCAAGAUCUCCACCCUGGUCCUGGCCAGGAACUACAUCCUGCUGCUGGGCUCGUCCCUGCAGGAGAUGCGGCGGCUGCUGGGGGAGGUGAGCCUGGGGAUGGGGGUGAACCCGGGGCCGGUUCCCAGGCUGCUGCUGGCCGGAGGCUGGCCCCUCAUGUCCGGCCCGGGCCAGCUCCUCCUCACUCAGGAGCCCCUCCUCUCCUCGGCAGCCUCCUCCUCCUCCUCCUCCGCCUCCUCCUCCGCCUCCUCCUCCUCCUCGGCGGCGGCUAAAUGCCCCCUGCUGUCUCCCGGUCCCGUGGACGCCUCCAUGGCCCCGGUGCAGUGGGGCUCGGCGGGGGGCCCCGGGGGGCCGCUGUGCCCCUGCGGCGUCUGCAGGCUGCCCAGAUUCAGCCACGCCGCUCCGGCGCCAAGGUUCCCAAAGUGA
Salarias fasciatus (jewelled blenny) is the source of this 786-nucleotide messenger RNA. RefSeq names its product oligodendrocyte transcription factor 1 (gene olig1). The transcript has a single exon. Lineage: Eukaryota; Metazoa; Chordata; Actinopteri; Blenniiformes; Blenniidae. Gene Ontology annotation, molecular function: protein dimerization activity; E-box binding; DNA-binding transcription factor activity, RNA polymerase II-specific. Gene Ontology annotation, biological process: positive regulation of transcription by RNA polymerase II; axon development; sensory organ development. The record is from RefSeq and is a predicted model, not a curated record. Gene Ontology annotation, cellular component: nucleus. Bases 1 to 786 code for a protein of 261 amino acids.